AUGACUACCAAGAAGCAUACUCCUCCCGCGCGGAGAAAGGGUGGCAUCCACUUUGUCAACGCGAGACCCACCACCGAGCUCGAGCGCACCACACUUCAGCGCUUUGUACGCAACCAUGUUGGCCGUUGGAUCUCCGAGCAAACUAGACGACGCUCGAAUGCCAAUCUUCGGACCAUCCGAGCUCAGAGGCUUUCCGACCUCAACCCUCACUCCGUUACUCUCGUGUCGCGUCCGUCUCCGCACCCACCGCUCUAUCGGACUGCCCCCGCGAGCGACCAUGCGUUGCCCUCUGCUGAAAAUGAAGGGUCCACAUGGAAGCCUGAACCUACGACUAUAGUUCCUAAGCGAGAGUGUUAUGAAGAGAGCGAUGAUGCAGUAGCUAUUCUACCUCCGUCGACGUCGGCCCCGGUUAAUGAGCAUCUUUGGCCAAAUCGACCCGUCUCUGGGCAUCUAGACCCCUUUGCGACAUACCCCGAUCAAGUAGGCGCGUCACCAGACGUGUUGAAUAAACUCACGAAAUACUGCCUUGAGUACAUGUGGCCAGGGGUCACGACACGGAAGGGAGGCCUUUCAUCCCAAGGCGGCACUCUAGCGUUGCUCUCUCCUCAAAUGUCAUGGUUCGAGCUCUCUCGGUCGGACCCCACCCUCUUCACCGCAUUUAUGUAUGGCUCUCUAUGUCAUCAACGAGUGAUGUUGGCAAACGAGCGGCUCCCCAGUUUUUGGAGCGUAAACCAACAACGUCUCCUGGAAAUGUAUGAGGCUCAAUCUAUCACAUUGAUCACCCAGGCUGUUUGUGAUGAAUCACGUGCGUUCACUGAUGCAGUUUUGUUGAGCGUGGUUUGCAUGGCGCAUCAUGCAGUCCCGACUGAAGCCAUAAUCCGAAAAACGCCCUUUGAUCCGCCUUUUCAGUGGUUGCAGUGGCUGGACGUCUAUGGCUGUCUGUCACCGAAUCCUACUCACAUCAAUGGAUUGGUAGAUCUCAUCAAGAUGCGAGGAGGCCUGAGAAACAUCAAACUCCCAGGGUUGGCCGCAACACUUUGUUUUUCCGAAGUUUUCGCCGCGUCCAUCUGGCGCGUUAAGCCUAUUUUUGGAUUCUGGCCCCUCGACGCAAGUCGUGUUGGGAAGUCGCUGCAGGAAUUGCUUGGCUUUGGACCAUCUGAUAUCCAGCGUGGCUUCGGGCGAUUACAAGUCAUUGGAUUCACUUCCGAAAUGGCCGAGGCCUUUCAAUCCGCCCGGGCAUAUACAGAUAUCAUUAAGAACAUCGAGAGGGGCCAGAAAGAUUCUAGCGGUGACUAUCUCGAUCAAUCACUGCUUGCCGACCAACGAAAUUUCACCCAGUUUACCCUUCUUACCCUUCUCCCCUCCGACGCCAUCACAUCCUACUUCACUCAUGAAAACCAAAGCGGCAACUACGAAGCUUGUCGUCUAGCUGCCCUGAUCUUUGGCGCGGGAGUGAUUUUCCCCAUCCCUGCACAGAAUAGUCCACUCAAGGACCUAGCGAAGCAACUCCGCAUCGCCAUCACCCAUCCAACGGCCGUUAGUCUCUGGACAUGCCAGGCCAUCCGUUUCCCUCUGAUCUGGGCCUUAACACUAGGCGGCAUUGCAGCCUUUGAAUCGCCCGAUCGCUCAUUCUUCGUCUCUAGCCUGGCUUAUGUCGCGCGUCAGAGUGAUAUACGAUCUUGGUCCGGGAUUAAAACUGCGCUGAAUGAAAUGCUUUGGCAUGAGGAUGCCAGUGAGAGGGCUGGUCGGGAUCUCUGGUAUGAAGUGGAGCCUCAAUUGUACCAAAAUUCUGUCGAGAUUGAUGGGAGCCCCGUUUUCCGUACUCGGUAA
Penicillium odoratum is the source of this 1830-nucleotide messenger RNA. RefSeq lists its product as uncharacterized. NCBI's taxonomy places the organism in Eukaryota, Fungi, Ascomycota, Eurotiomycetes, Eurotiales, Aspergillaceae. The coding region runs from base 1 to 1830 and encodes 609 amino acids. The transcript has 3 exons. The record is from RefSeq and is a predicted model, not a curated record.